This is a messenger RNA of Rosa rugosa (rugosa rose), 1720 nucleotides long. RefSeq names its product protein phosphatase 1 regulatory subunit SDS22. Bases 99 to 1496 code for a protein of 465 amino acids. Gene Ontology annotation, molecular function: protein binding. Lineage: Eukaryota; Viridiplantae; Streptophyta; Magnoliopsida; Rosales; Rosaceae. The record is from RefSeq and is a predicted model, not a curated record. The transcript has 10 exons.
CCGGCGAGCCGGAUGAAGUUACCGGGCUCAAAAUAUUUGCCGCCCCCAAGCAAACUGCAAAAGCAAAACCAGAGCGCAGCAAAACUAGAGCCAAAAGCAUGAAGCGGGGGUUGAGCUUGGACCAGGUGCUCAAGGACAACAACACUCGCGACCCCAACUCCAUUUCUUCUCUCAUCCUCACUCACAGGGCUCUCUCCGAUGUUUCGUGCUUGGGCGAGCUCAAGAAUCUGGAGAGGCUCGAUCUCAGCGCCAACACGCUCACUUCGCUUGAGGGGUUGAAGUCAUGCGUCAAUCUGAAAUGGCUGUCUGUUUCUCAAAAUAAACUGCAAAGCCUCAAGGGAAUUGAAGGACUUUCUAAGCUCACUGUGUUAAAUGCAGGCAACAAUAAGCUUACAGUGAUGGAUGAAGUCAAGUCUAUUGUGAGUUUGCGUGCAUUAAUUUUGAAUGAUAAUGAGAUUGCUUCGAUUUGCAGACUUGAACAGAUGAAAGAGUUGAACACUCUUGUUCUUUCUAAAAAUCCGAUUCGUGAUAUUGGUGAUUCUUUGAUGAAUGUCAAAUCUAUCAAAAAGCUUUCUCUUUCUCACUGCCAACUUCGGAGUAUACAGUCUUCGCUCAAGUCAUGUGUUGAACUGAAAGAGCUGCGGCUCGCUCACAAUAAUAUUGAGGGUCUCCCUGCUGAGUUGGCUCAUAAUAAGGGACUCCAGAAUCUGGAUCUGGGGAAUAAUGUGAUCACAAGAUGGUCGGAGCUGAAGGUGCUUGAUUCCUUGGUCUAUCUGAAGAAUCUCAAUCUGCAAGGAAACCCUGUAGCUGAAAAGGAUAAAUUAGCAAAGAAGAUUAAAAAGAUGUUGCCGAACCUGCAUGUUUUCAAUGCAAGACCAAUAGAUAAAUACACCAAGAAUGAGAAGGGUGCCCGGGUUGAUGCAGUUGAUGAAGAAAAAUAUAGAGAUUCAAAACAUCAAGGGUUGGGUGAAACGAAGGAUAGUAACCUUGAUAAUGCUAGAGAAUUGGAUAUGAAGAGGAAACGGAAUAGGGAGAAAGCAAAUGAGAAUGUCUCGGACCAGGAAGUUUUGGUCCAGGAGGAUGAAGAAGGGGAUAGCAUCAAGAAAAAGAAGAGACAUCAGGUUGUAAAUGAAGAUUUUAGUAAUCUUGAAGAUGCUGCUGAUUUGGAGGAAUCAAAGGGAAAGAAACUGAAAAAGAAAGGCCAUAAAGAUGAUGAUACGAAGGUUAAAAAGAAACUAGAUAAGGUGAAGCAACAAAGUGAACUUGAUAUUAUUGAUGAUGCAGACACUCCAUUUUUGGAGCUUUUUUCUGAUGACAAAGUGGUAGAUGCUGAGGAUGAUGGCGAACAAAGUAAGGACAAGGCUAGUCACACAAAAUUGUCGAGUGGUGUAGUGACCAUCACUUCAAGUAAAGCUAAGAAGCGGAGCACAGGUUCUACUUUACCGUUGUUGCCUGUAGAUGAAAUUGGAGUGGGUGGGCCAUCAACAUGGGACUGAUUAUUAAUACUCAUGUUCAGGAAGCUAUGCAACUUUGGUUACCCUUAUGUAAAAUUUUGAUUCACAGAUUAACUUGCCAUGUGAGAAAAGCUAGGAUCUGGAUCAGGAUACUGGAUGUAGGUAAAAUCCAUAUAGAUAUGUGGGAUAAAUUUUAACCAGUGGCAUGCACUCCUUUUGCUGAUGUUUGAUUAUUCACACUAAAAAUGAAGUAUGGGGUUUGGCUA